UGCAGACACAACAACAACCUGCACCAGAUCAGACAGAAACUCCUGAAACAUUUCUGCCCUGAACCCUGAACCUGGAGCAACAUGAGUCACGUGGAGGUGAAGAACCUGCAGCCGUCCAGCUUUGAGCAGGAGUACUACGACCAGUACGACUACUACAGCCUCACCGACAAAUACACAGAAGGCUCUGCCCGUAAAGGCCGCUCCAAGAAAGAGGCGAGUGAAAACACCAACAGACCAAAUCCUGCAGGACACGAGCGUAAGAUCACGGAGAAGCUGCAGAACAGUGAGAAGAAGAGCAAGGAGUAAAACCUGAGGAAACUCUGACGGAUUCUCCGGCACCGACCUCGUUGACGGUUGACGGUUCCAGUCUCGCCACGACAGUGGGCGGGGCUAGAGUGGGCGUGGCGCCCUGCAGCCCCGCCCACUCAGGUGUCCAGCUCUCACCUGAUUGGUCCCUGAUUGAUCCCUGAUUGGUCCUGAAGUCCCGCCUGACCGCGACGCUGCACCUGCGGUCGUCCCGGCUACAGCAGGACGACCUUUAUGGAUGUUUUUAAAGAGUUUUGUUGUGGUUUUUUUUACUAUUAAAACUUUUCUCAUGUGA
Messenger RNA from Cololabis saira (Pacific saury), 601 nucleotides. It is a transcript of the gene nupr1b, whose product is annotated as nuclear protein 1b. Gene Ontology annotation, cellular component: nucleus. NCBI's taxonomy places the organism in Eukaryota, Metazoa, Chordata, Actinopteri, Beloniformes, Belonidae. The coding region runs from base 82 to 306 and encodes 74 amino acids. The transcript is spliced from 3 exons. The record is from RefSeq and is a predicted model, not a curated record. Gene Ontology annotation, biological process: negative regulation of cell cycle; negative regulation of cell population proliferation; regulation of transcription by RNA polymerase II.